Molecule: messenger RNA, 2027 nt
Organism: Paramecium octaurelia
Lineage: Eukaryota; Ciliophora; Oligohymenophorea; Peniculida; Parameciidae
Source: the annotation of a GenBank genome assembly
AUUAAUUCAUUAAUUGAUGGAGAACAUUUAGGAUUUAAAAACCUUGAUGUAUGACUAUUUACUAUUUUUCAAGAGGUCAUAAUUUUAAUGCUGUCAAUUUUAGUAAAUAUAUGAUAAACAAUGAUUUCUCGGAUGUCGAUUAAUUAAUUAAGAAUUGUCAAUUAGAGAGUUCAGGCCAAAGAUUCAAUCUCUGGAGACUAUUCCUAAGGUAUUCUAACGAAUCUUAUCCUAGAAUAUAUUCAAAAGAAGAUUCAUUUACCUAAAAAAUAGAAAAGUUAACUAAACUGAGGGAUAAUUAUAAAUCAUUAGAAAAUAGACAUUUGAAAACAUCUAGCACAUCAACUCAAAAUCAAAUUGAAGAACCAACUAAAAAGGGACCACUCGGAGGUCCUCUUGGAGGUCCCUUAGGAGGUGGCAAAUAAAAGUAAUAGUCCUCUAAUGCAAUUGAUAAUGCAGAAUUGAGAAAUGAAAUCAGAAAAGAUGUUGAAAGAACAUAUCAGGAGUUUGAGUUCUUCUCUUCAAAACGAGUUUAACAAAUACUUACUACAAUAUUGUUCAUUUGGUGUAAAGAGAAUAGUGAAAUAUCGUAUAGAUAAGGAAUGAAUGAGAUUGCUGCUUCACUAAUUUAUAUAUAUACGAAAGAGGCAUUACAUAAGGAAGAAGUUGAAAAAUACGAAGAAGUAACUUACUUAAAAAUUAGUAGGCAACUGAUGAGGAAAUCAAUAUACUUUUGCAAUUUAACUCUUGGGAAUAUGCUGAACCAGAUAUUUAUUCCUUAUUCACUGCAUUAAUGAAUGAUGCCUAGCAUAUGGAGAUGUUUAGACCUAAUUACACAGAUUAAUAAAAAUUUAAGCUUUAAAGUAAGAAACCAAGUGCAAUUUUGACAAGAGUUGCAAAAUUACAGGACAUUCUAUUAAAGUAAGUGGAUUUACCCUUAUUUCGACAUUUGAAGCUACUUCAAGUAGAAUUCCAAAUCUUUCUGUUAAAAUGGAUAAGGUAAAGCAAAUAGUAUAAUUCUUAGAUGUAUGUUUACUAGAGAAUUAUCAUUAAUGGAAUCAUUUCAUGCUUGGGAUGCUAUAUUUUAGGAUUUCUUAUUAUAAUAGAGCGAUUCAUUAUUCUUUGUAGAUUGUAUAGCUAUUGCUAUGAUAAUUUAUUUAAAAAAUCAGUGUAAUUUAAUAUAAUCUAAAAUUAUUUAGUAAUGGAAAGUGAAGAAUCAAGUUAAUGUUAUCAAAGAUUCUUGAAAUUCCCAAAAAUUUCCAAUCUUUCUAGCCUUUUAGAUACAGCAACAUAAAUAAGAGUUAUAUUGAUAUCUUAAAAGUCAUCUAAUAACUUGGAAGAUAACACUGAAGGAAUUGAAAAACAGGAAAAAUUAUAAAAUCCUGCAUUUUUUGUCCUUGAAAAAAUAGAUUCUGAUCCUAAGGUUUAACAAGAUAAAAAUAAAGGUAAAGAAUAGCCUAAAUAAACCUAAACUCAAUAAUAAUAAUAGUUUACAAAAAAUGAAGAAGAACAAUCUUAAUCACCAUAAUCAUAAAUUAUUGAAAAAUAACCUGUGAAAUAGUAAGAGUAACAAUAAGUAUUCUUUGAUGACAAGAUCAUGUAAUCAAACACAAAGGCAUAAAAGUCGUAAUUUGUUGUAGAAGAAAAAGUAUAGUAAAGACAAUAAAAUUAGAAUAAGGAAGAAAAGUAAAUGGAAAUUAAAUUAUCCAUAUAAUAAGUUUAGGAUAUUUGUAUAACAAUAGAUGAAGCUUUUAAUGUGAUUAAAAAGAGCAAUGAUAGGUAUUUUUAUAUUUUAAUUAAUUUAGCUAAAAUCAUUAGGAACUAAUCAUCAGCUUGGCUGAACUUAAAUAAUAUCUGAGUAAAUAAGUAAGUGAAGCUGAAGCAAAUUCAGGGAAUUCAUAAGAGGAGGGUUAAAAUUAUAGAAGUAGUGGAUUUGUAAUAAAGAAAUCAAUCACAGGGUAAUAAUAAUCUCAAGAAGAUAAUGGAAUUAAAAGCAAAAUGACAGAUUUCUUUAAAAAAAAGUGGUGAAG